GCACACUCUUUGCUCGGCUUCCCAUCGUUGCUGCUUGUUGAAAACCACUGAAAAUGUCUGGCAAAACCGCUGAUCCUCUCUCCUUCGCCAAGGACUUCAUUGCCGGUGGUGUUUCUGCUGCCGUAUCCAAGACGGCCGUUGCACCCAUCGAACGAGUCAAGCUGCUCCUUCAGGUUCAACAUGCGUCGAAACAGAUCACGGCCGACAAGCAGUACAAGGGUAUUGUGGAUGCAUUUGUUCGCAUUCCCAAGGAACAGGGCAUGGGAGCCUACUGGCGUGGUAACCUUGCCAAUGUCAUCCGUUACUUCCCCACUCAGGCUCUUAACUUUGCCUUCAAGGAUGUGUACAAGAACAUCUUCAUGAAGGGAGUUGACAAGAAGACCCAGUUCUGGAGGUGGUUCUUGGCUAACCUUGCAUCUGGUGGUGCCGCUGGUGCUACCUCCCUCUGCUUCGUCUACCCCUUGGACUUCGCCCGUACCCGAUUGGGUGCUGACGUCGGUAAGGGAGCUGCCGAGCGCGAGUACAAUGGUCUAGUCCACUGCUUGACCAAGACCUUCAAGUCUGACGGCAUCGUCGGACUGUACCGUGGAUUCAACGUCUCCGUUCAGGGUAUCAUCAUCUACCGUGCCGCCUACUUCGGUCUCUACGAUUCUGCCAGCGGUAUGCUGCCCGACCCCAAGAAGACUCCCCUCUUGAUCAAGUGGAUGAUCGCCCAGGUGGUGACGACUGCCUCUGGUAUCGUCUCCUACCCCUUCGACACUGUCCGUCGUCGUAUGAUGAUGCAGUCUGGUCGCGCCAAGAGCGAUAUCAUGUACAAGAACACAUUGGACUGCUGGGGCAAGAUCUACAAGGCUGAAGGUGGCAAGGCUUUCUUCAAGGGAGCUUUGUCCAACGUCCUCCGCGGCACUGGUGGUGCUUUGGUCCUUGUCUUCUACGAUGAACUCAAGACCCUGAUUGGUUAAACUGACCAAUUUUGGCUUGUUCAUUUUUUUUUUUUUCGUAGACAAAUCCCUAACAUCUGUGCAAAAGAAUUACCUGUCAAGGUAUACGGAAUACGAGACCCACAUUAGAAUGUUAUCAAGCUCUGUAAUAAGUAAAGAAGAAUUCCAUCAGCUGUGUCCAUUACACGAUCGUUGACAUCCACCUCAGCAUUGUGAAUCUAUUUUUCAUUUCCCGCCUCAAUUGUUUGUGUAACAUGACCGGGAAUAAGCAACAAAAAAAAAAGGCUCACUACCCUUCUCUGUUGAAUAUGUGCAACCCAAGGGCAAAUCUACCUUGAUUUUUAACGAAAGAAGGCUUUGUAAGCCGAUCACGUUAUAAAAAAUCAAUACAAUAGGCAAGAAUUAGUGUA
Daphnia carinata is the source of this 1351-nucleotide messenger RNA. RefSeq names its product ADP,ATP carrier protein 1-like. The transcript is spliced from 3 exons. Lineage: Eukaryota; Metazoa; Arthropoda; Branchiopoda; Diplostraca; Daphniidae. The record is from RefSeq and is a predicted model, not a curated record. Gene Ontology annotation, molecular function: ATP:ADP antiporter activity. Gene Ontology annotation, biological process: mitochondrial ATP transmembrane transport; mitochondrial ADP transmembrane transport. The coding region runs from base 54 to 962 and encodes 302 amino acids. Gene Ontology annotation, cellular component: mitochondrial inner membrane.